Molecule: messenger RNA, 489 nt
Organism: Prunus dulcis (almond)
Lineage: Eukaryota; Viridiplantae; Streptophyta; Magnoliopsida; Rosales; Rosaceae
Product: ubiquitin carboxyl-terminal hydrolase 13-like
Exons: 3
Coding region: 1-489 (162 amino acids)
Molecular function (GO): protein binding
Source: RefSeq, a predicted model, not a curated record
AUGAAAAUACAGUCAUUUUCUUCACUGAACAAAAAUUAUGUGGAUAGUAUUGAGUCAGGGGAAUUCGAAGCAGGAGGACACAAAUGGAAACUGAGGUUGUAUCCAAAUGGAAACUUGAAGAAGAAUGUGGUGGACCACAUCUCUCUCUACCUUUUUCAGAUUGUUUUGCUUGAUCAAAAUAACGGCACGUACUUGGUUCUUGAAGAUGCCAAUAAAAAAGUAGAGUGUUUUCAUGGGAAGAUGCCUUGUUCGGAUUUCGAUCAAUUUAUCCCUCUAGAAUCAUUUGUGGAGGCUUCCAACGGAUAUCUCAUUGAUGACACCUGCGUGUUUGGAGCUGAGGUCUUUGCUUCUGAAGGAAGAAUUAUAGGCACAGGAGAGUGUAUAUCAAUGAUCAAUAAUCCCGUUAUGUACAAGCAUGUUCGGAAGGUUGACAACUUUUCAAAGUUCUAUGACUCAGAACCAUUUAUUGCUGGAGGCCACAACGGAUAA